AUGGCAUUCAACCCUGACUUUAUCCAUUGCACAAUUUGUGGCUUGGUACUCAAGGGCGAAGUUGUUGCAUUUUCUGGUCCCCAUUGGCCAGAACUCUGUGAUGCGCCCCCAUCCUUGAAGGUGGCAGACGAACAAGUCACACGUUAUGAUGCUUUCGCGAACAGUCAUCGUGGCAACCUAACCUUCCCUCCCGAUCGUCAAGAAAUUCACCCUCAAUGGGACUAUGAUGUCAAUGAAGACUCAGAGGAUCCCUCGGAAUGGGUGGGCAAGAUGUAUGUUGGCAUACACAAAUCUUGCGAGCAGCUUCUCCAACGCGUUAUAAGCGCGUCGCCUAAUGCCAAAGUCCGCUCAAUUGGGGAAUUUUGGUUGACAUUGGAACGCCGUUGCGCUAGAUCCAAAAUGGAGGAUUCUGGCGACAUUGGAAUGCAUUUUACCCCUUUCAUACCAAACCCUCAACCUGGAAAGCCAUUUUCUUGCGGGCUGGAACGUUACUACGUCCCCUCACCCACUCUCUACCUAUUCGGAAAUGAGUGGAAUGGAUGGUGGAAUGAGGACCCAAUUGCCAUUCCGAAUUUAACCACUGCCUUGAUUGAGAAUCUUGAGCAUGCACCAGAGCCCUCUAGCCAGUUACCAGAGGAUCUCGGGCAAUUGACAAACCAUGUUGAGGCAUUGCCUCAGAAGGUCAAAGCUCAUAUUUACUCCCUCUUCCAGUAUGGCCAAAGCUCGCUUGAGUGCACAUACUUAAUACCCCAAUCCGUGUGGAAGCAGUUCUUUUUCCAGAUUCCCUUCCUUUGGGACCUUGAUGCCCAAGCUGUUUAUCACAAAACUGGCAAGGAAACUGCUGAGAUCGAAAAAUGGAACUGGGAAAAGAUCAGCAGGCAGGUAAUGAGCCCAGCGCAGAUAUCAACCCAUGAGGCACAGGAGGACAACAACCUUGUGUGGAGCUAUGAAAAGGUCGGCCUGCGUGUUCCUGGUGGAUUCACUAAUCGCCGACGAAUCUGGCAGAUUUUGGAGGAGAUGUACCCCAACGAUGUGCAGCAUUAA
This is a messenger RNA of Fusarium venenatum, 1044 nucleotides long. RefSeq lists its product as uncharacterized. Lineage: Eukaryota; Fungi; Ascomycota; Sordariomycetes; Hypocreales; Nectriaceae. The record is from RefSeq and is a predicted model, not a curated record.